Molecule: messenger RNA, 1804 nt
Organism: Cyprinodon tularosa
Lineage: Eukaryota; Metazoa; Chordata; Actinopteri; Cyprinodontiformes; Cyprinodontidae
Product: apoptosis regulator BAX-like
Exons: 6
Coding region: 168-755 (195 amino acids)
Biological process (GO): mitochondrial fusion; intrinsic apoptotic signaling pathway in response to DNA damage; extrinsic apoptotic signaling pathway in absence of ligand
Cellular component (GO): mitochondrial outer membrane
Molecular function (GO): protein homodimerization activity; channel activity; protein heterodimerization activity
Source: RefSeq, a predicted model, not a curated record
CUCAGCUGCUGACAGCUUCGAAUAGGGCGUCUACGCUCUAAUGUUUAUAAAGGCAAAGCGCGCCUCUGGUUCAAAACCGAAGUUCGCAGGAAAAGAAACCACAAGUGACAAGAAAGGGCUUAUGUAGGGCGGAUCUGAAGCAGGAACAUCUGUCAUUAUUCCUUAAGAUGGCAUCGACAGAGGAAGGAGGAAAUCGAGGAACUUUUACAGAUACCAUACUGGAUGAGCUUGUGUUAUUGUUAAAGAAUUUCGUCUUGAAGUGGAUUCAGCGACAUGCAUUAAGUAAGGUGCCGAUCCUCCAGGAAGCGUUGGGUGUAACAGCUCUCUGUGACCCACAGCAGCAGAAAGUCUCUGAUGCCUUUCAGGUUGUUGCGGAUGAAGUGGAUGGAGAAGGAGGGAUUAAAAAGCUAAUAGAGGUUCCAUCAUUCACUCCCUCAAAGGAAGUGUUUGUGAAAAUUGUCCGCGAACUCUUUUCCGAUGGGGAGAUCAACUGGGGCAGGGUGGUUACUGUCUUCUGCUUUGCCGGCAUGUUUGUCUUGAAAGCUCAUGAAAGCAAAAUAUGUGAGUUAAUCAAAACCAUAAUCAGCUGGAUCAUAGACUUUUUCCGAGAAAAGGUGCUUGGCUGGAUAAAGGAGCAAGGCGGCUGGGAGGGAAUUUUUUCCUACGUCGGCAUUCCCAUGUGGCAAUUUUUGGGGAUUUUUCUGGCUGGGGUUGUCACCACCCUUGUCGUCGUCCACAAGAUGAGGGCCGAAUGAAGAGCCGACAGGGGCAUGGAAAAAAAACAACUGAGUGAGCAGAAGCAAACCAAGAAGUUAAUGGGAGGAUUUACAGAGUAAACAAGUCAAACAAGAGGAACUUGUACAAAGGAUAUUAUUGUUUGUCUCCCAUUCGAGUGUGAAAUGGUGACUCAGACUAUCAGAACUUAUGUUUGAGUAAACAAAAUCCAAGAGAUGACUUUAGAAUUAAACAGGAUCAUUAUAGCUUAAUGGUUUUUUUUUAUUUCUGUGUGAUUGGAAACUUUUUAUUAUUAUUUUAAACUUCAAUCAGUACUUGAGUUUUAAACUGUCUUAAACUGUUUUAAAUGUCUAAACUAACUUCCACUUUUUUCUAAUGCAUUUUCUAAGCCGUUACUUUAAAACUUGAACCUUUUGGACCACAGCUGAUUUCCCUGUUGCGUGCAGUCACGUACACCUUACAAGUUUGUACUCUAAGCAUUUGGCCAAUCGCAUAGAUUUGUCUCUCAUAAAAAAAGUUAUUCUCUGACUCAUUAAUCUUUUCCCCUGGGUUGUCUGACUGGAAAGUUUAACCUGUUAUGCAAACAACUAGAAAGGGAAAAUAAAACAAAUUAAGAUGGUGGAAAAGAAGUCCUUUAUAUUAUUUUUGUAUAAAAAAAGCUUUUGCGCAUGUGUAGCAGGUGUUGCAGGACAGCUUUAGCAUGAUAAACCUGGAGCUACUUAUCUGCAGUGUGUUAUCUUCAGCAAUAAAGUCAUCAAGAGUGAUUUAAAAGCACACUGUUGCACCAUCUUACACGUUUUAAUAUCCACUGCUGUAAGUACAAGCACGUUGAUGAUUGUAACCAGUUCAAAACUGGUUACCAGUCUACCCUAUUAAACCACUGGUGUUAACUGUACUAGGUAUGAUCAUACUGGUGAUUUAUUAGGCCUAAAAAGGUCCAAAACAAUGUUAAACUUGCUGCUCAUCAGGUUGAUAUAGUGGAGAAAUGCCAUACACCCUUGUUUUUACCAUUUACUGUAUUUUCUGGACUAUAGAGCGCACCUCACUAUAAGGUGCAACCUUUACAUUU